AUGCAAGACCCAACAACAUUUCAACCCAUGAAACCCCAAUUUCCAGAGCAAGAACAGCUGAAAUGCCCACGCUGUGAGUCCCCUAACACCAAGUUUUGCUACUACAACAACUACAAUCUCUCACAGCCUCGUCACUUUUGCAAGAACUGCAGAAGGUACUGGACCAAAGGUGGCUCUCUGAGAAACAUCCCUGUUGGUGGUGGAAGCAGAAAGAACACAAAGAGAUCAUCAUCGUCUGCUUCAAAACGCUCCUCAUCAACUUCCUCGUCAUCAGUGUCAAGCUCAUCAGCAGCAACCGCAGCAGCUCAGAACCCGGAUCCACAGCCUGACCGAACCCGGGUCUAUGGCCCGAAAAUCGAUCAAGACCGUGGGGUGCUGGACAUUUCAGGGAGCUUCAGCUCACUCCUGACUUCAAAUGGGCAGUUUGGGUCUCUUCUGGAGGGUCUGAACCCAAAUGGGUCGGGUCUAAAACUGAUGCAAAUGGGUGACUUUGGGGUGAACUUGGAUUCAGGUAAUGGGUUGAAUUCGGAUCCGGGUGUGAACCCGGGUUUGGAGGCCCAGAGCAAUGGUAACCCGGAAAGCUAUAUGGGUUUGCAAAAUGGUGAUUCUUCAAGCUGUUGGAAUGGGGGCAAUGGGUGGCCUGACCUUGCCAUUUAUACACCAGGUUCAAGUUUUCAGUAG
This is a messenger RNA of Prunus armeniaca (apricot), 681 nucleotides long. NCBI's taxonomy places the organism in Eukaryota, Viridiplantae, Streptophyta, Magnoliopsida, Rosales, Rosaceae. The record is from the annotation of a GenBank genome assembly.